CCAUUAUUCAUCCAUGUUUCUUGAGCUUUUUCUAUCUGCAUUUCCUCAGAUCUUUCUUGCAAACAUACAUUCAUAAAGUUGUUCUCCUCCAGAUCUUGUCUUGAAAGUAACAGCACUUCCAAAUUCAUGUAGUUUAAACAUUGGUACUUCUUAUUCAAGAAAACUUGACCCAAUUGUUGUGGCUUCUUGCUUCAGUCUUUCUCCACUAUGAAGUUUCAUGCCGUUGAGCUUCCACUUCCACCUAAUGGAAUGAAGAGUCCAAACAGGUUGUUUUUCUUAGCCCUUACCCUGUUUCUCCUUACCUUAGUUCCUUUGUGUCUCUGGAAUUGGGGACCGCCUUUGACAUUUCCUAAGAUUGACAUCAGUGGCUUGAGAAAAAGCAAAGAGCAAGGUAAGAAAUGUGAUAUCUUUACCGGACAAUGGGUGCCUCACCCAGAAGGUCCAUAUUACACCACUAACACUUGCCGUUUGAUUAUUGAUGAGUAUAACUGCAUCAAGUUUGGGAGGGCUGAUACGGAAUUCAUGAAAUGGAGGUGGAAGCCGGAGGGAUGUGAGCUACCGUACUUCGAUGCAGUGCAAUUCUUGGAGCUUGUCAGAGGGAAAUCCAUGGCCUUUGUUGGGGACUCUGUAGGAAGGAACCAAAUGCAUUCAUUGCUUUGCCUAUUAGCCAAAGUGGCUACUACCGAAGAUACCUCUCAUAAAUAUUCAACAGAUACAGAACAUUUCCAGCACUGGUACUAUGCAGAUUACAACUUCAGCCUAGUGGCAUUAUGGUCACCGUACUUGGUUAAAACCAAAGAAGCAGACCCAAAUGGGUAUUCCAAUGACAGCCUGAUGAACCUCUACUUAGAUGAAGCUGAUGAAGAAUGGGCAGGGCAGAUUGAAAGCUACAAUUAUGUGAUAAUUUCAGUAGGGCAAUGGUUCUUCCGGCCAAUGUACUACUAUGAGAAGGGUAAGCUUGUUGGUUGUUUCAGGUGCCCUGAGAACAACAUCACAAACCUUGGCAAGUACUAUGGAUACAAAAUGGCCUUCAGAACAGCCUUCAGGACCCUUCUGAGCCUGAAAAGCUACAAGGGUGUUACAUUUUUAAGGACGUUUUCACCGGCACACUUUGACGCAGCUUGGAAUAAGGGAGGGGACUGUGUGAGGACAACGCCCUACACAAGCCAAGACGAGAAGUUGCAGGACUUUCAGAGGGAAUUUUACUUGACACAGGCGGAGGAACUAAGAGCAGCAGAGGAAGAAGGAAGGAGAAGGGGUUUGAAAUUUGGGCUAUUAAAUACAACUGAAAUAAUGUGGCUGAGGCCAGAUGGACAUCCGAGCCAUUUUGGGCGGUCACACAGAAAUGUGACAACCAACGACUGUGUUCACUGGUGCUUGCCUGGUCCAAUUGAUACAUGGAAUGAGUUCUUGCUGUAUCUGAUGAAGAGGGAAGUUCUCACAAAGCUAGGAGGAAAGCUGAUGCAAAAUUAAUGAUGACAAUUUACAUUCAAGUGGUUUUAAGUUUGUCAUGUACCAUCCAUUUGAUUCAAUUGUUAAAACUCAGCCAAUAGUUUAUUAGUUGUUUGCUGUUUCAUGUCAAAUGACUAAUAAAACAUUACCUGGAGUAACUGGAGCCAAGAGCAUAGGGAGAUACUUUAAUGCCAUGGAUGCAUCUCGGUUGUGCAAAUCCAGACAUGGUUCUGUGCAUGCUCAGACUUCGGUGGCGCAUUGGUAGGAAGGGAUAACAAUUCACCUUUGACUCUGGAAUGAGCUUCAACAUUUGGAGAGGAUGGAAUCAGGUCUUGACGCUCAUUUCAUUUUCAUGUAAAAUCUUGUGCAUUUUAUUUUUUUUUAGCCUCUUGCCUUGGCUUACAUGUUUGUUUGAAAUGAGGGAAUUCUUUUUUUAUUUAAAAAAAAAAAAAAAAAAGAUUUUCC
Messenger RNA from Rubroshorea leprosula, 1917 nucleotides. Lineage: Eukaryota; Viridiplantae; Streptophyta; Magnoliopsida; Malvales; Dipterocarpaceae. The record is from the annotation of a GenBank genome assembly.